CGUCCCCCCCUCACCAUGCAUCCUACACCCUCUGCUGACACUCUUAAAACAUGUCUCACUCCCCGCUCACCCCCACGCAAACGCACGCCCUCUUCGACAUCCUAAUUCACCACCAACUGUACGCCGAAAUCUGCGCCUUCAAGUACCCCCCCGCCAUUCAGCAAUAUGGAUACCCGUUCCGGAAACCGGACGGCGUGCAGACAACAAGCCCGCUGCUGCAAAAUAUGCUGAAUAAGUUUGUUCUGCGGCUGCCCGGGUUGAAUAGUGUGGGGCAGGGGUUUUGGGAAGAGAAGGUUAGCAUGCUGGUUAUGAAGAUGGGGGAGGCGGAGUUGUCGGAGAGCUAUGAUAAGGGGGCUAUUGGGGCUCGGAAGGCGCUGGCGACGGCUAUAAGUAGUCUGUUGGAGUAUGUGGCGAGGGGAAUGUUGGGGGGGUAUCCUGGGGGUCCGAGGGAGAAGGGUGGGGAAGAGGAUGAGUAUGACCUCACGAAAGCCGAGAAUGUAUUGCAGGCGUGGGAUGAUGGGAUGCGUGAACUGAUAUAUGGAAACUUGCUAGACGAGCUGUUCGAAAGAAUAGCCGAGACCGGGAAACUGGAGGACCAUUCCAGUCUCGUCCAGGCGGCGCACGAGUACAUCCUGUUAAACCUCUCAUCCUUCCUCCACCACGUCUUCAUCAUGUCCCCCGACGGGCAAUACAUCCUCCGCCUCAUUGAAAACGUUCACCGCCUGGUCCCGUACUAUGCCGUCAAGCAGACGCUCAAGGUCGGCAACGCAGCCACCAUGAUCAACGGCAUGGUAAAACUCGUCCUUACAAAGCUUUCCGUAACCGCCGUCACAAAUUGGCUUGGCUGGACCAACAGCACAAAUGACGGCAUGAACCUCAUGCAGCAAAUCCUCUCCACUGUCAUGGCCUGGGACACUUCGGAAUUCCUUCGCCGCGCGCAAAAGCUCGAGUCCGGCCGCGACGCCCCUAUUAAAGCGGUCUUUAAAGCUAUAAAAUCCUACGUCUACGCUUCUCGCGAGAAACACGACGCCGCACGUGGCAUCUCGAUGCAAGAAUCUAAAUCGAUAAUCGCCGUGAUGCUCGAAUCUGCAGAUCCACCUGUUGCAACUGAGUCAUUGACUGAACACCAACACGAUAUCGCCAUGGAAUAUUUCUCGACUAUGUUGUCCAUCCGGGACCGCGAGGAGCUCACUAAGAUCCUAUGUAAACUACAACCUGAUCUGCUCACCUCGGCAAUUCGAGAACUUGUGAGCGCAUACGACCCGAUAAUCCGAGGCGUCCAUAAUGCUGUGGAUCUAUCAUCCACUCUUAAUGACCUUGAGAACUUCCUUACAGAUUUGAUUAAAAUCUCCAAGCCGAAGAAACCGAAUGGAAACGGCACAAGCAACUGCAAUAGUAGAACAGGGAGUCGGACAAAUAGUCGAACUUCCUCUCCGACCCCAAAUGCUAGUGUCCUAGAAGCCGAGCCAAGUACCCAUACAGGCAUACCUACAGUCGAAGACUACGUCCACCUCCUUCGAAAACAUAUUCCCUCCGUUCAUAAAUUCCUGCAUCAAGUCGCAAAAAACGCGCCAGAGCUGGCGAAUCAGUACCGCGAAUAUGCGAAAGUGUGUGCGGCCGAACUACGGGUCCACAAUGUGGGCACAGAAGCCCAUCCUCCAAAACACGUUGAAAAGGGACGAGGGGAGGAAGGAGCAGGUGCUGGAGCAGGCGAUAUGACAGCCCCAUUAACAUCGCUAUUUUCAAGCCUAUCUUCGGUUAAACAAGAUGAACUCCGCGCUCUUCUAGACCACCACUCCAAACACUUAAGACACCUAAAGUCUACAUCGACAGCGCGACUCAAAACGUUGAUCGCGCAUACUUCCCGCCCCUCCUCAAGCAACAGUACCAGCAACCUAAACCCUAACCUCAACCCCUCCGCCAUCCCCUCCGCCAGCUUCAACACCACCCCCAACCCCAACGUCAAUUCCGCCACGAACGCUACUACCACUACUAAACCCCACCAUCUGAGAGGCACAACCCACGGCCCCGGAAUGUACCUUUCCCGUUGGCACUCCCUCCUCGACAGCACUCUCGUCACGCCCGCCACGCUCUCCGGGCCUGUCCGCCACGGCUGGGAGGUUAAGGGUGAAUUGGAUGGGAAUGGUGCGAAAACUGAUAUGAUGUUAGGGAAUGGAAAAAGGACGGGCCGAAGGACAGCCAGAGUUGGGAGUGCUACUCUAAGGGAUGGGACAGGCGACGUGGUGGAGAGAAGGGAAAGGAAGAGGGAUGGGAUUGAGGAGGUUAUGACAGAAGCUGUCUGGGAGGGGAUGAGAGAUGGAUGGGUUAGCGUUUGUAGGGGGCUGGAGGUUAUGGGGGAUUAAGGAUGGGUUGGUAGAGUUUGGGGUUGCGAGAAGUAUAAGCAUGGCAAACCGAUGAUGAGCAGGCUUGUAUAUCAUGGAAUGAUUGUAAUGGAUAAGAUUGGAAUAAGUUGGGAAUGUGCUUCUUGUACAUGUACAGGCACGGUACACAUAGAAGGGCUUUCAGAACACCCUCCUGUAGACUCGGCAUAAACACCUUGGGCUAGCAUAGACGUCGGGCUUGUGAGUAGCUCAUAUCUGAACAAU
Molecule: messenger RNA, 2606 nt
Organism: Lindgomyces ingoldianus
Lineage: Eukaryota; Fungi; Ascomycota; Dothideomycetes; Pleosporales; Lindgomycetaceae
Exons: 2
Coding region: 51-2363 (770 amino acids)
Molecular function (GO): phosphatidylinositol binding
Source: RefSeq, a predicted model, not a curated record